AUGUCACAGUUUUAUCUACUCUACCCACCAAGUAAGGGUAAUAACCCAUCAAAGAAUGUCACAGUUUUAUCUACUCUACCCACCAAGAAGUAUACAUCUCAGAACAUACCAAAAUGGUCAGCAAGAGCGAUAAGGUCAUUUGGGUUAGGAGAACUGGAGGCGAGGAAGUUGAAGUAUCCUAAUACGGGAACUGAUGCACUUUUAAUGGGGAUUUUGAUUGAGGGGACUAGUCCAGCUGCAAAGUUUUUGAGGGCUAAUGGGAUUACUUUUUUCAAAGUCAGAGAAGAAACUGUGAAUUUACUUGGGAAAUCUGAAAUGUAUUUUUUUAGUCCUGAGCAUCCUCCAUUGACUGAACAAGCUCAAAGAGCACUUGAUUGGGCUGUCGAGGAGAAACUAAAGUCAGGAGAUAGUGGAGAAAUUACCACAACUCAUAUACUUCUGGGGACUUGGUCAGAAAAAGAAUCUGCAGGUCGCAAGAUAUUGGAAACUUUAGGUUUUAAUGACGAUAAAGCUAAAGAAGUCGCAGAAUCUAUGAACGAAGAUGUUGCCCUGAGCUUCAAGUAGGGAGGUCAGAAUGCUUUAUGAAACACGACUCCCUUGUUGACUCCAGAACUUUGCUGCAUGGCUUUCAGAAGAUACACACUUAGGUAGUUGGUUCUAGGUGGAGCAAGUUUGUCAUCAAGGAACUUGUUCCUUGUACGGGUUGUUUCAAAUUCUUAAACCAAAUGCAUUCAUGAAUCAGCUGGAGUUGUUUAAAUUGGCGUGUCCCUGAAAAGGGAUUUUGUGGAACCCAAAUUCUCAGGUGGGCAUCUUACUAGGAUGAUUAACUGACUCCCAUCAAUUCUUUGUUUUGACAUGCAUUAGAAUUACAUCAUUACCUUUUAUGGAUUGCAUCAAUAGUUUUUAUAUGAAAAAACCGAGUUUGCUUUGAAAAAAAUACUAUAACUCUUCAAAGUUGUGAUUCGCCUUGUAACAUGUCUGAAUACAAUUCAUUU
This is a messenger RNA of Populus euphratica (Euphrates poplar), 995 nucleotides long. RefSeq names its product clp protease-related protein At4g12060, chloroplastic-like. Bases 1 to 564 code for a protein of 187 amino acids. Lineage: Eukaryota; Viridiplantae; Streptophyta; Magnoliopsida; Malpighiales; Salicaceae. The transcript is spliced from 6 exons. The record is from RefSeq and is a predicted model, not a curated record.